AUGGGGAUGGAAGUUAUAUUAGGUGGUAUUACUUUGUUGAGUGACGAACUCACAUGGUUCAAGAAUGAAGCUUCAAAAUGGGAUGUUAUGCUCCAUGGUAUUGCUCUUCAAGAGAUAAACCAGAACCACUGCAGAUCAAUUCAGGAUGAUCUUGGGAGACAUGCAUUGUCUUAUCAGCAGAAUAUUCAUUGGCAUUUCAAGAUGGAUUUGUUGGGCACAACAUUGUUUUGGUGUGAUAUGUGGUGGAAUGACGCAAGUGGAAAACUAGUGUCAGGUGAGUAUGACCUGUACGACUUCGGAAGAGAUUAUAAGAGAUGCCAAAACUAUUGCCAUUAUCCUAUCCGUCGAGACGGUGUUUAUGCAUGGUUUAGCAAAACUCAGGAAUAUCAAUUGGUAUAUGAAUGGCCUAAACCGGAAACAGAAGAGAAGGGAGGUGCUGUUGCUGCUUCUGCUCUACCUGCCUCGAGGAAGAACUUAGUUAGUAAGAGAUCAGCUGAUUCGAAAUCAAAAUGA
Papaver somniferum (opium poppy) is the source of this 513-nucleotide messenger RNA. RefSeq names its product S-protein homolog 24-like. The record is from RefSeq and is a predicted model, not a curated record. The transcript has 2 exons. Lineage: Eukaryota; Viridiplantae; Streptophyta; Magnoliopsida; Ranunculales; Papaveraceae. The coding region runs from base 1 to 513 and encodes 170 amino acids.